UUCGUUGUUUGUUUCACAGCCCCAAACCAAACCCUAACCCUAGUUUUUCUUCUUCAUCAAUUCCAUUUAAAUACCCCCCCACCACCCUUCUUCUUCCUCAUUCGUUCCCUGUUCUCAAUUUUCAAUUUCCAUCCAUUCUUUUCUUCUCAAACAUUUUAUUUCGAUUCAAUCCCCUCUCUUUUCUUUUAGACAGACCCCCUGGAAUUUGAGAACGACCCUGUUUCGGUUUCUUCUUUUACUCUGUGAUCUUUUUUCUCUUCAUCCGCCGCAAUAGAUCGGAGAAUUUUUGAAAGAUUUGUGAAUGGUGGAAGAAAAUUCUAGUAGUAGUAAUUACAUGCGCUCCCUUUUGGAUUCAAGGGCGAGCGCUCGUCUUCCUCUUUCCGCUGCUUCUUCUUUCGCUUUUGGUUCUUGCAAGGAGGGCUGGUACUACCGCUGCCUUGGAGUUGACCCUUGAGAGUUUUUCUUGUUUCUCCUCAACCCCAUUACAAGGAAUUUUUUAUUUUUUGGUCUGAACAACCUUUUGCGAUUUAUCUGUUUUGCAUUUUUUUUUUAUCGCGGCGCUAGCUUCGGUAAAUUUUGUCGAGGCUGUCGUCGAUUGCUGAUUCUCUGUUUGGGAUAUAAUUUGAAGGAAAAAAGAGAGAAGGGAUUGGGAUUUUGGAUUUGAUAUUUUUUAGUUUACGAAGAUGUUGCUGUAUAAGCAGAAGAAGAAUCAGAAUGUUAAGGGCAACAGGCUCUUGAUCAGUAUUAAUGUCCUUGGCAGUGCUGGUCCGAUUCGAUUUAUUGUUAACGAGGAGCAACUUGUUGCUGCUGUUAUUGAUACCGCGCUGAAAUCAUACGCGCGUGAGGGCCGAUUGCCGAUUCUUGGGUCCGAUCUUAGAGAUUUUCAGCUUUACUGCCCAAAUACUGGACCAGAUGCCUUGAGUCCAUGGGACACAAUUGGAUCGCACGGAGCUCGAAACUUCAUGCUGUGCAAGAAGCCACAGCCAGAAAAAGUGCCAGAAGAAGGAAAAACGCCAUCAGGGCCAGCCAUCCCUCGCAAAAGCGCAGGGAGCUGGAAGUCGUGGAUCAACAAGUCUCUGAAUUUGAAGAUCUAUUCCCAUUGAAUCCGCACGGCCACGAUGAUGUGGCGACUACAGCGGGUGAUUGCUAUCAAUUAGGUUGGUCUUAGUUAUUUGGAUGAGUUGUUGUGGACCUUGGCAAUUUGGCUUUUCUUGCUCUUGUUUUAGUCAUUGUCGGACCCAUGUUACAACUUUCAAAAGGUUGGGUGGGUUCCCCUUUCUCUUCUUGAAAUUGAAAUAAACUGUGUGUACUUCUUAGAAUUUGUCCCUUUCAAAUAAAUUACAUCUUAGCUUGGUAAAAGGUUUCUGGAAAGUAGAUUA
Cucumis sativus (cucumber) is the source of this 1379-nucleotide messenger RNA. RefSeq lists its product as uncharacterized. The transcript is spliced from 2 exons. The coding region runs from base 684 to 1103 and encodes 139 amino acids. The record is from RefSeq and is a predicted model, not a curated record. NCBI's taxonomy places the organism in Eukaryota, Viridiplantae, Streptophyta, Magnoliopsida, Cucurbitales, Cucurbitaceae.